AUGGUUUAUGAGGCCAAGCCAUUUGAUCCUAUUACGGUGAAUCCUCGAGACAAGAAAAGAGUUGCAUACUUCUAUGACGCAGAUGUGGGUAACUACAACUAUGGUGCAGGCCAUCCCAUGAAACCCCAUAGGAUAAGGAUGACACAUUCUUUGAUUAUGAACUACGGGUUGUAUAAAAAGAUGGAGAUUUACAGGGCAAAACCUGCUACCAAGCAGGAAAUGUGCCAAUUCCAUACAGAUGAAUAUAUCGAUUUCCUAUCAAGAGUUACACCAGAUAACUUGGAUAUGUUUAAAAAGGAAAGUGUUAAAUUCAAUGUAGGUGAUGAUUGUCCCGUUUUUGAUGGUCUCUACGAAUACUGUAGCAUAUCUGGUGGUGGAUCUAUGGAAGGUGCUGCAAGACUCAAUAGAGGCAAAUGUGAUGUUGCGAUCAACUAUGCAGGUGGAUUGCAUCAUGCCAAAAAGACAGAAGCUUCUGGCUUCUGUUAUUUGAAUGAUAUAGUGUUGGGAAUAAUUGAGCUUCUAAGGUAUCACCCUCGAGUCCUCUACAUUGAUAUUGAUGUCCAUCACGGUGAUGGUGUAGAAGAAGCAUUCUACACAACAGAUCGUGUCAUGACAUGUUCAUUCCACAAAUAUGGUGAAUUUUUCCCUGGUACAGGUGAACUGAGGGACACAGGUGUUGGUAAGGGGAAGUACUAUGCCGUUAACGUCCCAUUAAGAGAUGGUAUUGACGAUGCUACUUAUAAAUCUGUAUUUGAACCGGUUGUAUCCAGGAUUAUGGAAUGGUAUCAACCGUCUGCCGUUGUAUUACAAUGUGGUGGUGAUUCACUUUCAGGAGAUCGUCUUGGUUGUUUCAACCUAUCCAUCCGUGGCCAUGCAAACUGUGUAAACUUUGUGAAAUCGUUUGGAUUACCGAUGAUGAUUGUCGGUGGUGGUGGGUAUACCAUGAGGAAUGUCGCUAGGACGUGGUGCUUCGAGACUGGACUUCUCAAUAAUGUCAUCCUAGAUUCCGAAUUACCUUACAACGAUUACUACGAGUACUACGGACCAGACUACAAGUUAGACGUUAAACCUUCGAAUAUGUUUAACGUAAACAAUCCAGAAUACUUGGACAAGAUUCUAGAGUCAGUUUUUGCCAAUUUGGAGAGAACUAAAUACGCACCCAGUGUUCAACUGAACAACGUCCCCAGGGAUUUAGAAGACCCCGGUGACGUUGAAGAAGAUACAGAAGAAGCUAAAGACACUAAGGGUGGAUCCCAGUACGCUAGAGACCAAAUCGUGGAACCUGAUAACGAAUUCUACUAA
This is a messenger RNA of Zygosaccharomyces rouxii, 1302 nucleotides long. It is a transcript of the gene RPD3, whose product is annotated as histone deacetylase RPD3. Gene Ontology annotation, molecular function: histone deacetylase activity. The transcript has a single exon. The record is from RefSeq and is a predicted model, not a curated record. Lineage: Eukaryota; Fungi; Ascomycota; Saccharomycetes; Saccharomycetales; Saccharomycetaceae. Bases 1 to 1302 code for a protein of 433 amino acids.